AUUUUUGGCCUGUACAAAGGUUUACUGCCACCUCUAGCCGGCUUCGCAGCCAUGAACGCGAUAACAUUUGGCGUACAAGGGAUGACUUAUCGACGACUUGAACCUGGCCGCAGCAGCUUGUUUUUAUCGGGCUUGGUUGCAGGUGUAGCUCAAUCCAUCGUAGUAUCGCCCAUGGAGCUCGUCAAAACUCAAAUGCAACUGCAAGGCCAGGGGAUGAGAUACAAACACGUAAUCCGCCAUACGCCAGACGAAAUGCUACGGUUUAGCGGAUCUUGGGACUGCAUUAAGAAAAUUUUCAAAAGCGGGGGGUUCAGAGGAAUAUAUCGCGGGUUCAUCGCAACUGCUCUAAGAGAAGGUCCGGCAAUGGGUGUCUAUUUUGCAGUCUACCACGAACUCUGCUCCUGGAUGGCAAAAUCACACGAGAGCGUACAUCAUUUGGGGUUGUUGCAUUUAUUACUUGCUGGAGGGGUGACAGGCUCUAUUUCAUGGGUUUCUACAUACCAUGUGGACGUGGUCAAGUCUCGUUUCCAAGCUGACAUCAAUGGAAAAUACACAGGAUUGGUUGAUUGUCUACGGCAGACAUAUAAUUCGGGCGGAGUGCCUAUUUUCUUCAGAGGGCUUACUACCGCUGUUGUUCGAGCGUUUCCAGUAAACGCAGCAACGUUGGCGACAGUUACUUUAAUAGUAAGGAAUGGGAAUGAAAUCAAUUAA
Molecule: messenger RNA, 711 nt
Organism: Paramuricea clavata
Lineage: Eukaryota; Metazoa; Cnidaria; Anthozoa; Malacalcyonacea; Plexauridae
Source: the annotation of a GenBank genome assembly